Molecule: messenger RNA, 896 nt
Organism: Acomys russatus (golden spiny mouse)
Lineage: Eukaryota; Metazoa; Chordata; Mammalia; Rodentia; Muridae
Gene: Lamtor5
Product: late endosomal/lysosomal adaptor, MAPK and MTOR activator 5
Exons: 4
Coding region: 73-474 (133 amino acids)
Biological process (GO): cellular response to amino acid stimulus; positive regulation of TORC1 signaling
Cellular component (GO): lysosome; Ragulator complex; cytoplasm
Molecular function (GO): guanyl-nucleotide exchange factor activity
Source: RefSeq, a predicted model, not a curated record
GGAACACCAGCCAGCACCGGUCCUGUCACAGCAGCCAGGUCUUUUUGAAAAGAGCGCAGACCCAGCGCGGCGAUGAAUUUGGUCCCUCUGGAGACGCCGUCCCGGCGCCCGCCUCGCUCGAGUCACGUGACCGAGGCUGUCGGUGAAGGAGGAAGCGUUUUGCUGCGGGGUCCAGGGCUGGGGCUGACAGCGGGCGGGAUGGAGGCGACUUUGGAGCAGCAUUUGGAGGACACAAUGAAGAAUCCAUCCAUUGUUGGAGUCCUGUGCACAGACUCACAAGGACUUAAUCUGGGCUGCCGUGGUACCCUAUCGGAUGAGCAUGCUGGAGUGAUAUCUGUUCUAGCCCAGCAGGCAGCUAAGCUAACCUCUGACCCCACUGACAUCCCUGUGGUAUGCUUAGAAUCAGACAAUGGGAACAUUAUGAUCCAGAAACAUGAUGGCAUCACAGUGGCAGUACACAAAAUGGCCUCUUGACAUCUCAUGUCAGCUCUCCAGCAGCCUGUCACACUUAAUGACCUGAACCUGUGUCACAUAAUUUGUAAAACUAUUAAAGCUCCAGAAGUUAGGUCAUUCACUUAAUGUCCAGUGUGGACUUUCUUAUUUAUAUGACUACCAGUUACCAAGAUGCUAGUUAGAAAGGACCAUACUUGUUUUGUUUGGGCUUUUGUCAGUUUGCUCUUUGGUUGACAGCCACUGCAAUCCAAUAUUGCAGCUCAUUGUUGCCUAGAGCUGUGUAGCCCAGGCUGACCUCAGAUUUGUGGUCCCUGCUUCAAACUCCUGUGUCCUGGGGUUGUAGGCAUUUGUCACCAAGACCCAAUUCACUGUAUAUAGAACUCUGUUGUGGUCAAUAAAUCUAUCUGUUCAGAGGAAAGUUUGGCUCAUUUUUGGUUCUUUAA